This is a messenger RNA of Drosophila melanogaster (fruit fly), 668 nucleotides long. RefSeq lists its product as uncharacterized. The transcript is spliced from 6 exons. The record is from RefSeq and is marked reviewed. NCBI's taxonomy places the organism in Eukaryota, Metazoa, Arthropoda, Insecta, Diptera, Drosophilidae. Bases 58 to 561 code for a protein of 167 amino acids.
AGUUUGAAAACAACAUUCACCGCAGGCGAUCGGAAUCGGAAUCUCGGCUCGACAAUAAUGCCUCGUGGCAUCUGUAAUCUUCAUCGGAUCGUGCUCCUCUGUCUAUGCUUUUUGAUUUUCGGCGAUCUCAUCUACAUAGCCGCCCAAAGAAGCACUGCGGGAAAGACGGAGCGUCGCAACUACACGGGCAAAAAACCCGUGGUCAUCCAACACCGAUCACAGGAUGCAGUCAACUAUUAUGAUCAUGAAAAUGGCGCCAAGAUCAUAAAGUCUUCGCAUUUUGAAUUGGACUACACCCUGGGACGCAAGAUCACUUUCUUUUGCAUGGCUCAAGGCAAUCCCCGACCGACCAUUACCUGGUUUAAGGAUGGCGCAGAGCUCUACCAACACCGAUUCUUUCAGGUACACGAAUCUCACAUAGAAGCGAAUAUUGUUAAAUCUAAAAUGGAAAUCGAUCCAACCACUCAAAUGGAUGCUGGUUUCUACGAGUGUCAAGCGGACAAUAUCUAUGCCAUCGAUCGUCGAGGUUUUCGCACGGACUACGUUAUGGUUAACUUUUGAGAAAAGCCCACUUUUCAGCCAUUACAAAAUCCUUUGACACAGUAAAGCUGAGAUGUAACUAUAAACUACAAUGCUUUCGAUACAAUUAAAUAAAAAUAUUUAAAAAU